Cooperia oncophora is the source of this 345-nucleotide messenger RNA. Lineage: Eukaryota; Metazoa; Nematoda; Chromadorea; Rhabditida; Trichostrongylidae. The record is from the annotation of a GenBank genome assembly.
AUGGUAACACCGAAUGAGACCAUUCAUACGCGUCUGGAGGACAUACCGAAUUAUUUAAUUGAUCCGAUCUCAACAUGGACGUUCGUGUUGGUUGUCUUGGAGUUUCUGAUACUCGACAAGAAGAAGUAUGCGUUUAACGAUCACGUCACGUCUACAAAUUCCGCGAUGAUUUAUAUCCUCUUGAAAAUCGGUGGUCGUGACAUAUCGGCUUGGAUCUAUCCGAUAGUGUACGAUCGAAUACAUAUCAUAGAUCUGCCUAACGAUUCGGCGUCAACAUGGAUACUGUGCUUUUUCACACAAGAUUUCAUGUUUUACGUCGCUCAUCGAGCUAUGCAUGAAGGUUAG